Molecule: messenger RNA, 1075 nt
Organism: Dioscorea cayenensis subsp. rotundata (Guinea yam)
Lineage: Eukaryota; Viridiplantae; Streptophyta; Magnoliopsida; Dioscoreales; Dioscoreaceae
Product: thylakoid membrane protein slr0575
Exons: 9
Coding region: 53-895 (280 amino acids)
Source: RefSeq, a predicted model, not a curated record
UAUAUCCAGAGCGCGUUGGAGAGAAUCAGACGCAGAGCAACAGCAGGAGAGCAUGUCGAUCAGAGCGGCCGCGCCAUUGCCUCUGUGCGCGUCCCGGAGCACGGGGCACGCCCCACUGUGCCCCUCGCGGCACCAUGGGCUUGCUCUUUGGCGAGGACGCUUUGGUUCCUCCACUGGUGGCAGUCAUAGCCCCCUUUCUCUCCUCCCUCUGCGCUGUCUUGUGACCCUGAAUCAGCGGCGUUCUAGGCUUGUUGUGGUUGUAGAUGCUGUGGAUUCUACCCAGCCGUCCACGUCCUCUGAUAAGACCGUUGUUACUGACAGUGAUUUCUCGCUCGCCAAGGUUUCUUUUGGCACUAUUGGAUUAACGCUUGGCUGCACACUGCUCUCGUAUGGCUUUGGAGCAUAUUUCAAUAUACUCCCUGGGUCUGAGUGGUCUGCUAUAAUGCUUACAUAUGGAUUUCCUAUAGCAAUAAUUGGCAUGGCUCUAAAGUAUGCAGAGCUUAAACCAGUACCAUGUGUAACCUACUCCGAUGCUCAAAUCUUGAGGGAGAAAUGUGCUACUCCUAUUCUUAAACAGGUGAGAGAUGAUGUUAUUCGAUUUCGAUAUGGAGAUGAACAGCAUUUAGAUGAGGCCCUGAAGCGAAUAUUUCAAUAUGGUCAGGGUGGUGGAAUUUCACGGAGAAAUGCUCCUAUCCUACAAAUGGUUCGAGAAGAAGUUACUGCGAAUGGGAAGUACUGCUUAGUUCUCGUUUUUGAAGCAAAAGCUUUGCAGUUGUCUGAUUUUGAACAAAGAAAGGCAAAAUUCACAUCAUUUUUUGGACCAGGAAUCUCCACAGAUAUCAGCGGAGGCGAGAAUAAUCUAUAUGAAGUUCGUCUAAUUUCUGAAACAACUUAAAUCAAGACUGAUGAUACUGUCUUUUUGCCCUCUCUUACAUUUUAAUACUUCAAAUGUGCAGCUAUUUUUCUAUUUGUUUCCUUAAUUGCCACCUUGUAUAUUAUAAAGUUGGUUUUCCCAUUUAUAUAUAUAUUCAUGUAGUGUUGGGUUAUAAUAUUGGCUAUGUUUCAUCUUUUUCAA